Molecule: messenger RNA, 1257 nt
Organism: Penaeus indicus
Lineage: Eukaryota; Metazoa; Arthropoda; Malacostraca; Decapoda; Penaeidae
Gene: Nurf-38
Exons: 7
Coding region: 12-1001 (329 amino acids)
Biological process (GO): phosphate-containing compound metabolic process
Cellular component (GO): cytoplasm
Molecular function (GO): magnesium ion binding; inorganic diphosphate phosphatase activity
Source: RefSeq, a predicted model, not a curated record
GCAGGACCAACAUGUCUCCCAUGUGGACGCGCGCCGCCCGGCCCCUCUCAGUGACAGCUACCCGAUUGCUAGGCAAUAUUAGCGCCCCUAAGAGGUUUCGGUCUUCCUCCUACAUUCCAUCACCCUCUAGAAGUAUGUCGUACAGCAUUGCAGAGAAGGGAUGCCCCAACUCGCUGGAUUACCGAGUCUACAUCAAGAAUGAAGAUGGCCCCAUCUCGCCCUUCCACGAUAUUCCGCUCUUUGCCAACGAGGGCAACAAGAUCUUCAACAUGGUGGUCGAGGUGCCACGCUGGACCAAUGCCAAGAUGGAGAUUUCCACCAAGGAAUACCUGAACCCCAUCAAGCAAGACGUAAAGAAAGGGAAACUCCGCUACGUAGCCAACUGCUUCCCACACCACGGAUACAUCUGGAACUACGGAGCACUGCCCCAGACAUGGGAGGACCCCAACCACGUUGAUGAGGCUACAAGUUGCAAAGGUGAUAAUGACCCAAUUGAUGUGUGCGAGAUUGGAUACCGUGUGGCCAAGAGGGGAGAUGUUAUCCAAGUCAAGGUAUUGGGCACACUGGCUUUAAUUGAUGAAGGAGAGACUGACUGGAAGCUCAUUGCCAUUGAUGUGAAUGACCCACUGGCUCCCCAACUCAGUGACAUUUCUGAUGUCGAGAAGCACAUGCCAGGCUUCCUGAAGGCAACUGUGGAAUGGUUCAGGAUCUACAAAAUUCCUGAUGGCAAGCCUGAGAAUCAGUUUGCAUUCAAUGGAGAGGCUAAGGAUAGGGAGUUUGCCCACAAGAUUAUCCUUGAGACCCAUGAAGCUUGGAAAAGCCUAGUAGAAGGCAAUUCGGAUGCUGGUGGCCUUGACAUUGGGUCUGUUAUGGUUCCCCAUGCUGCAAAGAAGCUUCCUGUGAAUGAAGCCCAAACCACCAUUGAUGGUGCCCCAGAGGUUGGCCAGCCACAGCCUGUGGAUCCUAAAAUUGAUACCUGGCAUUAUGUAAGCUUGAAGUGACUUCCGUGGCCGUCGCGACUGUGAUAGUCCCUGGUGAUACUACAAAACAUCUUUAUUGUAUUCAGUUUCCGGUGACUUGUACAUUAUGAAAUAUAUACUUUGAAAAUAUAAUGCUGGAAUAACAUCCGUUGGAAAUUUUCCAGUAUUACGAGUCAUAUUUUACUCCUCUCUGCUCCUUUGCAUAUUUAACAGAGGCGUCACCAGGGAGUUGGUACUCUUUUGUAUCACUGGACGAACAAAUAUUUAUAUAUUUAAA